CGUGUUUUGGGUUAGUACACAGACUGUGUUAAAAAGGGUUAGUAGUAGUUAAAAAAAAUUAAAGUCAGACGGCGCAGCCCAAAUUACGUCAUCACCACGCGUCCAAGAAAGACUCGAGCCUGUACGGUCUCACACACCCUCCCUAACAAGACCAACAAAUUCUACUUGUAACUUGCAUGUCACCCAAGUUAUGUUGGCAAAAGCAGACGAAGGGAAGCCACAGAGAGGAGGAGGAGGAGGAGGAAAGAAGAGGAGACACCCUGCUGAAGAUGGAGAAAGUGGAGACAGGAAGCGGAGGGGAGGUGAAGAAGACGACAAGGGCCAGGGAGACGGUGGCAAGACGCGCCUGGACGCCCUGAGUGUGGGUUAUUUCCGCAGAGUUGGGGAAAGACUCAGUGAAGGCUUUGAAGAUAAUGAGGAGAAAGAGAUGUUUGUGGAGAAUGUUCUCACAGAAGUUAAAGGUAAAGCCGCCCUGGUGGCGAUGGACCGGACAGGGAGCAUCACUCUGCAGCGGCUGCUCCCACUGUCCAGUCCUGACCAGGUGGGGGAGGUCCUGGCUGAACUGGGUGGAGAAUUGGGGUCAGAGUUUAAGACGGUGUCCUGUGAUCGGUGCGGCGGCCAUGUAGUGGAGAGCGCAGUCAGACAGAUGUCCAGGUGUAUAGAGAAGGAGCCGUCUGCUACCACAGAAGAAGAAGACGAGGAGAGUUGUGGAGUGUUGGAGGCGCAGGUGUUGUCUUUAAGUCAGGUAGUGAGAGACAACAGCGCAGAGUUCAUCAAACAUGUUCAUGGCUCACACGUCGUCCGCACACUGCUACAUGUGCUGGCAGGCUGCCUCGGACCCCCCCGCACUGAAUCUCGUCCAGGUGCAAAAGAACGCAACAUUCCUCCUCAGCUGACCGACUUUGAGAUUCCCACGUCAUUUUGGUACGAGCUGAAAAGCCUUACAGAGACAUUGAUGGACAACAUUAAUCUAAGUGUGACAGAUGCGGCUGCCAGUGCAGUGUUCCAGACCAUGUUAACUGUGUGUCACAGAAAAAGGCCCAAACUCUGCAAACAGCUCCUUAAACGCAUCAUGGAGUACCUGACAAGUCGCAGCGCCGCUCCAGGAGUUAGUCCGCUUCUGGUCUUUCUGAAGGACCAGGCCUCCAGUCGCCUCAUUGAGACGAUGAUACAAUUAUCCAACAAGUCCCUUCUCCGUGACCUCUACAAGAACCACCUCAAGGGUCAGCUAGUUGACUUGGCCCUCCAUCCUAUUGCGAACUUCCCUGUGCAGAGGCUAACUGCAGCCACAGCCAAAUACAAACUGUUCCUGAGGUUGUCUGAUGAGCUGAUUCAAGGUGUGGAGGCCAUCCUGGCCUCCGGUCACAUGGGUGUGAUCAUCCAACUGGCAGAAAGCUGUGCAGAAAGUGAAGUGAAACAGGAAGAAUUGAUGCAGUGUCUCCUCCGUGCGUUCCACUGUGCUGAGCCUGGCUCUCGACACGUCAGCUGCCUCCCUCUCUUCAUGUCCCUGCUCACCUAUGAGGUGUAUUACCACUCUGACACAGCAGAGGGCAACAUACAGACGGAGGUCCCGUUGUCCUCCAUCUGUUACCAUGGUUCCCGACUGGUCCAGGCACUGGCCAGGUUCAAGGAGCGCUCACUCCUCCUCAGCAGCCUGCGCACUCUGACCCCGGCUGACCUCCUGACGCUAGCCUCUGACCCCUCAGGCAGCCACGUCCUCCAGGCCCUCAUCACCACAUCCAGCGACAAGGGAAGAGGCAAGAUCCUCAAGAGACUGGAGGGCCAGUAUGUUCAAAUGGCCUGCUCCAGGUUGGGUAGUCGGGUGCUGGAAGCUGUAUGGAACAGUGCUUCAGUCAGUCAGAGGCAAAGCAUCGCACAGGAACUAGUGCCGAGUGAAAGCCAGCUGAGGUCAGAUCAGUUUGCUCGCCAUGUGUGGGCCAAAUUUGCCCUCUCACACUUCAUUCACAGAAAACCCCACUGGCAGGAAAUACAGACCGGCGAGUCCAAGAAGCGGAAGCUCUUCAGUGACAUUCUUGAGUAAAAAAAAAAAAAGAUAAACAUAUUUAAAUAAUCACUUUUGUGUUUUUUGGUUUUUUUUUUUUUUUUUAUGUGAUUGGAUACAAAAAAUAAAACCUUUAUUAGUGUGUUUAUUAUCAACUCGGAUCCUUUGAAAUGGCAAUGGAGUUCUAUUCACAUUUUUAGUGUGUGAUGUAUGGAGCAUAGUGGCCACUAAGGGGUGCUAGUGUAAUGUUUAGAUUUAUUGUGAAUCUUAUUCUCCCAAUGGUCCAUAUCUUCAAAUGAAGAGAGAAACUCAAAUAUGCUGAAAUGUGUGAACAUAAGAGAAACUGAAACACUGAAGACAAAAAGCUGACAGUUUUUUAAAGUUUGUUUUUAUUUGGUUUGUUAGUGAUGUUGCUAAAUAAUAGUGACAAAAAUAACAGUGGAGAAGAAGCACAGGGCCAAGAAGCCACUCUGCAGGACAGCAUGUUUUAUCGGUGUAGCAACAACAACAAAGGCCAGCAUUCCCCUAAAUGCAUUGUCAAUUCAUAUAGUUUGAUUUGACAACAUAGGAUGCAUUUUUCCAUACUAGAAAUACUAUACUGACAGUUUCCUAAUAUGUAAGGUGUAGACCGCCAUAUUUAUAACAUCCAGGGGCCUUUCUACAUUCUUUUAACCAGUUUUAACAAAGAAAUUUAUUCAUAUUCAAUCCCAAGUUCUUGAGGCAAAAUAGUCAUGUUGACGUGUGAGGCAGAAAACUAAAAAUCAUUAUACGUUGUUCUCCCAAAUUUUACUUUUUAGAAAAGUCUGUUGAGACUGAUUCAACAGAGAGGUGCUGAUUCAACUGUUGUGAGGUUGUGUUGGGUUGCUCAAUUGAUUUGUAGAAUGUUAUAUUUGUGCACUUUCAUGUAUGUGAAUUAAGUUGGGGAAAAAAUACAAGUAUCGCACUAUACAUUAAUACCUAGGUACAGUCUCAAAACAUAACUAAACGCAACUUUUAAAGAUAACUAAAGGUGAAGCCUUCCCAAGUAAGGUUGUUAUUUAAUGAAGUUUCUGCAUUGCACGGAAUUACAUCAUGAAAGUAUUUCUGUUUUUCUGGUCACUGAGUGUACAUAAUGUACAGUGAUACACUUGCUCACCACAAGCGCAUGACAACCUAGAAAGCAAGUUAAAACUGCAUCUUUCAUGGAAGAAUAUUUGAAGCAUUAGUUUACUCAAAUCUGGAAGAAGAAAAAAUAUCUUCCCACUUUCCCUGAGUAAUAUUGAACUCUGAAUUUUGGGGGUUUUGUAGUGAGGUUUUGAUAUGUGCCGACACCCCAAUAAAAUUAAGCUGAAUGGAA
Molecule: messenger RNA, 3338 nt
Organism: Micropterus dolomieu (smallmouth bass)
Lineage: Eukaryota; Metazoa; Chordata; Actinopteri; Centrarchiformes; Centrarchidae
Product: nucleolar protein 9
Exons: 12
Coding region: 191-2041 (616 amino acids)
Biological process (GO): endonucleolytic cleavage in 5'-ETS of tricistronic rRNA transcript (SSU-rRNA, 5.8S rRNA, LSU-rRNA); endonucleolytic cleavage to generate mature 5'-end of SSU-rRNA from (SSU-rRNA, 5.8S rRNA, LSU-rRNA); endonucleolytic cleavage in ITS1 to separate SSU-rRNA from 5.8S rRNA and LSU-rRNA from tricistronic rRNA transcript (SSU-rRNA, 5.8S rRNA, LSU-rRNA)
Cellular component (GO): 90S preribosome; nucleolus; preribosome, small subunit precursor
Molecular function (GO): RNA binding
Source: RefSeq, a predicted model, not a curated record